Nematostella vectensis (starlet sea anemone) is the source of this 1104-nucleotide messenger RNA. RefSeq names its product gem-associated protein 2. NCBI's taxonomy places the organism in Eukaryota, Metazoa, Cnidaria, Anthozoa, Actiniaria, Edwardsiidae. The transcript is spliced from 12 exons. Gene Ontology annotation, cellular component: spliceosomal complex; SMN complex; nucleus. The record is from RefSeq and is a predicted model, not a curated record. Gene Ontology annotation, biological process: spliceosomal snRNP assembly; spliceosomal complex assembly. Bases 221 to 1042 code for a protein of 273 amino acids.
GAUUUUUCACUAUGAAAGCAAGGUUUAAUAUCUUUCUCAGCUCCGUCUUCUGUUUUAUCCUUGUUUAACUGUUCAUGUACGAAGCCGAUAAAUGUAACAAUCGCUGUGAUUCCCAAUAAGCACGCGGCAACAAAACCAAAGAAGUCAUAGGGUACCUCAAGUAAAACACAUGAAGUAAAUGUCUACAUGGAUAUCCGCUGACUAAUCUCUGUCAAGUCAAAUGGAGCCAGUUCUCGGUUUUCUUGAAGAAAGCGAUGAAUAUUUUGAGGAAUACGACGAGACAAAGCUACCAACUACAGGAUUAGAGUACCUUAGGAGAGUACAACAAGAAGCAGAAAGAUGUCCUGAGGUUGUUAUAGCUGAUCUGACAAAUAAAGAGUUUGGAAAAAAACAAACUGUGAAAAUCAACCAGGAUUCUGGCUGCGCCCCAGCACCCACAGGUGCAGCGCCGUCAUUAGAAUGGCAACAGCAGCAGGCGGCUGACUUUGCAGAUGUUCGUCAGUGUCUGGCUAAUUACAAGACAAAGGCAAAUUCCCUAACAGAUGCCAAUAUUAGCUGGCCAUCUAAGAAUGAUGAGAUUCAAUGGUGCAGGUUUUGUCUUGGAAGAGAGGCUGCAAUUCACAUAUGUAAAGCAUUUGGGUAUCCUGACUCACGCUUGACACAUCCGCAACAAAUGCCAGAGAUGGACAAUUUCACUGAACAGCAGUGGGAAAAUGGAUCUCCACCCACACUGACAAUGAUGGUCAAACUAAACCAGACACUAGUGCAGCGACUCCUGGAGUGGCACACCUUAUGGAUGUCCGUAUUGGGCUAUUCACAUGACCAGGGCCGGUGGAUAUAUUCUCUGUUGGUCUGUCUGGAAAAACCAUUACUUGCAGACUGCACAGCAACCUUACGCACACUCGCAAGGCAGUGUACUGAAUGCAGGCUUACUCAGAUGCCAAUGAAUGAGAAGAAUGUUGAGCUUGUGACGUCACUUAAUCUGAUUAUCGCCCUGGUUUCAAGAUACUUUGGACAGACAGAUCUUGCCGACCCCGGCUGAAGGCCUUCUUGUCACCAGUUAUGAUUAUAUUUAUUAUGAUAAUAAACAUUACAACAACACAA